CUCAGCCCCGUGGUGAAACAGAUUCAGAGAAGUGAUGCAGCUGAGCCAGCACGGAGGCAAUGAGAAGGCAGCAGAGGGGAAGGAGGGCUGGAAGGUUGGUGUGAGGUCGCAGUGGGCCGAGCCACAAGCUGAAAACAUUCAGAGACAAGAUGCAGCGACUGUGUGUGUACAUGCUGAUCUUGGCGCUGGCUCUGGCUACCUCCUCUGAAGCUUCUUGGAGGCCCCGCUCCCAGAUGCAGGAGGCACCCUCGGGUCCAGGGGCAAACAGGGGCCUGCAGCCACACUGGCUGGACCGGCUGGGUACGGCCUCUCACCAGCGAAGGCAGCUAGGGUUCCAGGGUCCCCCACAGCUGGUGGCAGACCUGUCCAAGAAGCAGGGACCGUGGGUGGAGGAAGAAGAAGCAGCUUACGGAUGGAUGGACUUCGGCCGCCGCAGUGCUGAGGAAGGGGACCAGCGUCCCUAGAACGGAGCUUCAGAGCCCAGCCAUCUCACAACCCAGCCCAGCCCAGCCCCAUGAAAAACCACUCAAAAUAAACUAGCUUCCAAUGG
Messenger RNA from Zalophus californianus (California sea lion), 550 nucleotides. RefSeq names its product gastrin (gene GAST). The record is from RefSeq and is a predicted model, not a curated record. The transcript has 3 exons. Gene Ontology annotation, cellular component: extracellular region. The coding region runs from base 150 to 464 and encodes 104 amino acids. Gene Ontology annotation, molecular function: hormone activity. Lineage: Eukaryota; Metazoa; Chordata; Mammalia; Carnivora; Otariidae.